Molecule: messenger RNA, 1432 nt
Organism: Ectocarpus siliculosus
Lineage: Eukaryota; Phaeophyceae; Ectocarpales; Ectocarpaceae
Source: the annotation of a GenBank genome assembly
AUGUCGAGCACAUCGCCGAAAGCACCGCCGACCACCCAGGAAAUCCUGGACAAGUCCCUCAAGCGGGCUCUGGGGGGGGGCUUCGCGGGAGCGCUCGCAAUGGGGAUCAACGUCGGUACCUUGAUGUGGAUGCGGACGACGAUCAACUACCAGCUGCGGCACGGGGGUGGGACGAUGGAUGCCUUCCGCACUCUGUACAGCCAGGGGGGCAUCGGCAGAUUCUACCGGGGGGUAGGGCCGGCGCUGAUCCAGGGGCCGAUGUCGCGCUUCGGAGACACCGCGGCCAACACGGGGGUCUUGGCCCUGAUGGAGUCGUACGAGUCAACAAAGAACCUGCCGGUGGGCGCGAAGACGCUCUGCGCCUCGGUGGCAGCGGCGCUGUGGCGAAUCUUCCUGAUGCCGGUGGACACCACGAAGACGAUAAUGCAGGUGGAGGGCAAGGAAGGGUUCCCGGCUCUCGUGAAGAAGGUCAAGGUGGGCGGUCCGACGGUUCUGUACCACGGAGCCUUGGCGGCAUCCUCGGCGACAUUGGUGGGGCACUACCCCUGGUUCUUCACGUACAAUUACCUCCAGGAGCGCAUUCCAAAGCAGGACUCGGGCAUCAAGAAGCUCGCUCGGAACGGCAUCAUUGGCUUCUGCUCCUCGGUGGUGUCCGACACGUGCUCCAACUCAAUCCGCGUCGUCAAGGUCUACAAGCAGUCUCACACGGAGGGAGUGACGUACGUCCAGGCCGUUCGCGACGUGAUCGCCAAGGACGGCCUCGUCGGGCUGUUCGGGCGCGGCCUCAAGACCAAGAUCAUGGCCAACGGCAUGCAGGGGCUCAUGUUCUCCGUCCUGUGGAAGUUAUCAAAGGAUUUUGUGAAAAGUGGAUGGAGAGAGGGUUCGCGGAUCAAGCCAGAGAAAGGGGUUUUGUGCAUUUUUUCUGUAUCACGGACAAGAACGGCGGGAAGAGGAGUGCUGUAAGAGAGAGACACGCAGAGCAAGAGAGACAGAGAGAGAGAGAUUGAGGAAGACCGCCAUAGAAGGAACGUCCUUCCAUCCUUCCAGUCCAGUGGAAGGCUGGUGUUUUUUGGUCGGCUGGAAAGGACGAUCGUUCCACCGAAGUUGUGUUUUUUUCUGGAGGAGGUAGGUGUUCGUCCUCCGCUCUUUGGUGGUGCUACCUAGUACUGCCACCCCCCGGGGGGGGGCAUUUUUGCUGAAACCACGGGAAUAUAUUCCGCUGAAAGGAAGAGUGGAGGGGUGCGUUUUUCGCUAACACAGGGGUGCAUUUUUGUGAAAGAAGGGGUACGUUUUUUGCCUAAGGGAACGGGGAGAAGAGGAGAAGAGAUGCGAAGAAGCUCGUGCGGUCCACAAAGAGAAAGGGAUGUAGAGAAAAAAAUAUGGCAACGUUCUUUUUCUUUGAUCGGCCAUCACUUCAUUUCAUACCGGUGUU